Messenger RNA from Babjeviella inositovora NRRL Y-12698, 2569 nucleotides. RefSeq lists its product as uncharacterized. The coding region runs from base 5 to 2440 and encodes 811 amino acids. The transcript has a single exon. The record is from RefSeq and is a predicted model, not a curated record. Lineage: Eukaryota; Fungi; Ascomycota; Pichiomycetes; Serinales.
AGCAAUGUCCGAAGAACACACGCAGUACGCAUCGACAAUUCUUGUCUCGAAGCUGCCGGUGGAGACGAGUCAGUACAUCGGCCUCCGCUUUCAGGCCAACAACUUGUUCAACGACGAGCUUAUGAGGUUACUUAGUGAUUUAAAGACCACGGAGGACCGCUACGCGAGUGACUUGCAGAAGUUGCUCAGUCGCGGCUCGGGUAUCAGCACCGCUGCGCGUGCGCGCUUGGGCGUCGCGGAUGACAUGGACGUGGUUGGGCAGGUGGCACCGCUCUGGAACUCAGUUUUGGCUACGCUCGGAGCGAAGGUCGAGACUGCGGAGCACUUUUCCGCGACGUUACACCGCGAUGUGCUCCAUGAAUUGAACAACUUUUCACACCGCGACGCACGCCACAAGGAGACGGGAAAGUUGGUCAACACGCUUGCGACCAUGGCCACGCGUCUCGAGCAGCCGCGAGGGGAGCAUGGCACAAAGGACGAGCGCGACUGGUCCUCCAAGGCUCCGUACAUCUUGGAAAGCUUCGAGAACUACGACCUCAUCCGCUUGAGCGUGUUGCGUGACGUGUUCUUGAAGAUGCAGACCACGUGGGGCGACCAGCUGGGCGCCAUCAUCAAGGCUAGCGAAAAGUCCACCGAGUUGUUGUUGAACUUCGAUCCCCACGACGAAAUCGUGCGCUUCAGCGAGUUGGCUAUCAGUACAUCGCUUUCCGCCAGAGCUCCAAUGGCGUCCCCUACGGCCAACAGCUUUGGUGGUCGCGUUGCGUCGACAUCUAGCAUUGCCACCACCGGAAGCCCCAACAAUCCGAGCCAGUUGAUGAACGGUUUCACCGGUGCGCCCCAGAAGUCCCAGAACAGGCUCAAAUCCAAGGUCGGCUCUAUUUUUAGCAGAAAGAAGAAGGACAAGAAGGGCAGCGCGUUGCAGGAGGUACCGGAGACUGCCCGUGAGCGAAGCGACCCUGUUCCAGCUCUUAGUCGUACCCUGUCCGUCGCUUCCACCAGAAGACAUCAGUCAAGGGAACAGAGCAGCCAGAGAGAGUCAACAAGGGAGAACAGGGACCAGGGCUUCAGAGAGCAAUCCUUGAAGGACCAGAGAGAACCGAACAGAGAGCAAGCUUUGAGGGAACCGGAGCUGCGCCAGAGCUUUGGCAAGGCGUCUUCGGAGAGAGGGAGCUUUGCGCCGUUGCAGCCUACGAUUAAGAUGGUGAACGACCAGAAAGCACUUCCAAACCCGGUACCUGCGCAGCCGCAGCCGACGAUUCUCCCUGUGGAGGAUUCGCAACUGUUCGAGGUCAAGCGCUCCAGUAUUGCCCAAGCGCCGGCCCCACCGCCAGCUAGAAAGAACACUAUCAAGCUGGAUGGCAGCCAUGUCUCUGGAGAUCGUAACGUGGACCAUAGUGUGGACCGUAGUGUCGUUGGUGAGACAAAUGACUUGCGUGACAUUUCAGCGAGCGAAGAAGACACCUCGGUUGGGGAAUUGCCCUCCCGGAUCAACCUCCAGAAACGUAAGGAGAUCCAUUCCACGCUCUUCCACGACCUCCCGGCCGCCAAUCCAACUAACCGCGAUUCUGUCAUGAUUUCGAGACCACCGUCAAUCUCUACGUCCGGGCUUGUCUCCCAGAACACCGGCUCCACUUUGCUCAGCAAGCCGGCGAUGUUCUUGCACAGCACCUUGGACAUUGAGGGGUUGAGCGCGAGCGUCGCAGAGGUUGUUAACGCAUCCUUUAAGGAGGGCGUUCAGGUGAAGGCCCAGACUAUUGGCGAGAUUGCCUUCUGUUACAAGGGUGAGAUACUUCCGCAGUCGCUCAGGUUGCAGUUUGACAACUUUGCGGGGUUGGGCCAGACCUUAGUCAACCCACAGCUCUUGCACCAGGUUUCCGACCACGAGUUCUUGAUAGACCCGGCGCUGAUCCACCUGCGCAGUCUUGGGGCGUUGAAGUACCAGUUGAAGUCGGAUGUUGCGGUGGCACCAGUCGUGGUAUUGCCUGUGUGGCGCUUCGAGGCCCACCAAGCGAGCGUCAUGUUGAUGGUCAAGUUGGCCCCUGAGUUUGCGGCCAAGGUGCCGGAAUCUGGUGUCACUUUGCACAACUUUAUCGUGUCUGUGUCCAUUGCUGGGGCGCCCACCUCCUCCGCUUCCUCUAGACCACAGGGCUCGUUCAAUAAGGAGAAGAGCAGGAUUACCUGGAAGUAUUCCGAGCCUCUCACGUUGUCUGCGACUAAGGAGGAGAGACUUGUCGCGCGCUUCAUGACCGACGGCUUGACCCACGAGGGUGAACAUGGCGUGCAGAUCAAAUUCAGUUUGAGCUCCGAGGACUCCCCAAACAGCUUGGGCGGAAACGUUCAAAUGGCUAGCGCCGUCGUCACGGACCAGGGAGAGACCUCGUUCGCUGUCGUUCCAAGUUACACGUCCGUGUGUGCCGGUAGCUAUAACGGAUUUGCCUAGCUUUCUGGUCAUCCUUUAUAAUUUGAUUUCCAUCUUUGCUUUAUGAUUGUUUAUGUUUGAUUUCCAGCCGGGUUUCCGCCUUUUGUAUUACUCUGUUAUUUUUUUAAAAAAGUAAAAAUUAAUUUCUCC